AUGACUAGUAUUUCCAUACUAAAGAAGUGGAAUCCACGACCAACAUCACUAUCCCAGAUGAAUGCAUUAUUGCUUCGAAUUCCUGUUUCUUCUCCUUCAAUGAGUCCACGGCGGUAUUCUACACGUGAUCGUGAACUUCAAUCUGCAAAACUAGAGAUUGAGAAUGCUCCCAUUAUAAGGAACAAUCCAGGACUUAGUGCUUCUGUUUUCCGAAAUCUUUCCAAAUUUAUAAGGAGUUAUGACUUGAUGGAUCACAUGCUCAAAGUUUAUAUCUACAAGGAAGGUGAGAAGCCUGUAUUCCAUCAGCCUUUGAUGAGAGGAAUUUAUGCCUCAGAAGGGUGGUUUAUGAAACUAGUUGAGGGGAAUAGAAAAUUUGUUGUGAGGGACCCAAAAAAAGCUCAUUUAUUCUAUUUACCCUUUGAUUCUCAUAUGCUAAGGUUGACCCUUUCUGGACAAAAUGUCAAAAAUGGUAAGAAGGUCCUAGAGAAAUACUUGAAGAGCUAUGUUGGGUUAAUUGCAAGAAAGUAUUCUUUCUGGAACAGAACGGAAGGAGCAGAUCAUUUUCUUGUUGCUUGUCAUGACUGGGUAUGGUUCUCAUGCAUCAAUCUAAUUUUAAUGUCAUAG
Molecule: messenger RNA, 624 nt
Organism: Prunus armeniaca (apricot)
Lineage: Eukaryota; Viridiplantae; Streptophyta; Magnoliopsida; Rosales; Rosaceae
Source: the annotation of a GenBank genome assembly